This is a messenger RNA of Loa loa (African eye worm), 1128 nucleotides long. RefSeq names its product spliceosomal protein on the X. The transcript is spliced from 7 exons. Gene Ontology annotation, molecular function: RNA binding. Bases 1 to 1128 code for a protein of 375 amino acids. Gene Ontology annotation, biological process: positive regulation of mRNA splicing, via spliceosome. NCBI's taxonomy places the organism in Eukaryota, Metazoa, Nematoda, Chromadorea, Rhabditida, Onchocercidae. Gene Ontology annotation, cellular component: nucleolus; U12-type spliceosomal complex. The record is from RefSeq and is a predicted model, not a curated record.
AUGUCAGCAGGACCUAUUUUGGAAAGAAAUCAGGAUGCUACAAUUUACGUUGGCGGUUUGGAUGAGAAAGUAACUGACGCAAUUUUAUGGGAGCUAUUUGUGCAAGCAGGACCAGUUGUAUCAGUAAAUAUGCCGAAAGACCGAGUGACAAGUUCACAUCAGGGCUUCGGUUUUAUUGAAUUCAUGGGUGAAGAAGAUGCUGAUUAUGCAAUCAAGAUCAUGAACAUGAUAAAAUUAUAUGGAAAACCAAUAAAGGUAAAUAAGGCGUCAGCCCAUGAGAAGAAUAUGGAUGUUGGUGCAAAUGUAUUCGUUGGCAAUCUGGAUCCAGAAGUGGAUGAGAAAUUACUUUUUGAUACAUUUAGUGCAUUUGGAGUUAUCUUACAGGUUCCAAAAAUAAUGCGUGAUGCUGAGACGGGUAACAGUAAAGGUUUUGCAUUUGUGAAUUUUGCAUCUUUUGAAGCAUCAGAUUCAGCAAUUGAAGCUAUGAAUGGGCAGUUUCUUUGUAAUCGGGCUAUCACUGUGAGUUAUGCAUUCAAAAAGGAUACAAAGGGCGAACGACACGGUACUGCUGCUGAGCGAAUGCUAGCUGCACAGAAUCCUCUGUUUCCUUCAGACAAACCAAAUCAGAUAUUCUCUGACGGGAAAUUGCCACUUGCACCUGUACUUCAUCCACCACCACCAGGUCCUCCAAUGCCUCCACCGAUGAUCCCGCCGAUGGCUGGACCACCGCCAGCAAUCUUUCCACCACCGCCACCACCUAUGCCUACACCUGGCGCAACACCAAUUCCACCGCCACCUCCACCGCCUGCUCCGCCAACACCGCUCGGCACUCCCAGACCACCGCCGCCAAUUAGUGCUCCGUUACCAAUGUGGGGAAUGCCGCCGCCACCACCGAUAACACCCGGGAUGCGACCACCAGCAACACCGACGCCGACGCCACCUCCACCACCUCCUCCGCGGGGUUUCCCUCGAAUUCCACCACCGUUCGCUCCUAUGCAAGGUCGUGCGCCUUUCCCUCCACCACCACCUCCUUCAGUGCGAAUGAUGCGCCCUCCACCACCUCCCAUCAUGCGUCCUUCUCGACCACCACCUCCUCCAACAUCUGCUCCCACACCAACGUCGUCAUAA